UGGGUCCCCAGAGGGCACUGAGAGGCCACAGCAGCCGAGGGACACCCUGCACCAGAUGUGAGCAUUUGCUCCACUGCCCAAGCCAUGCGCCUCUGCGGGGGUGAAGGGCUGCUGACAGGGAUGGACCCUGAGGGGCAUCAGAGGCAGCUGAAGAAGAAACAGAAGAACCGGGCAUCUGCCCAGCGCAGCCGGAAGAAGCACACGGACAAGGCAGAUGCCCUGCACCAGCAGCACGAGUCACUGGAGAAACACAACCAUGCUCUGCAGAAGGAGAUCCGGGGCCUGCAGGCUGAGCUGGCGUGGUGGAGUCAGGCCCUGCGCAUGCAUGAGUGCCUGUGCCUGGUGGACUGUGCCUCCUGCUUGGCUCCUUUGCCCCCUGGCUUCUGGAGCCAGGCCAAGCAGCCCCUGGACCCCGGGCCUCACCGACAACAUGACUGCCAGGAGCAAGUGGGCCUGUUUCAGACCCCAGUCUCCUCUCCCUCGGCUCAUCAACUCUCUCCAGAUCUGCAGCCUCCUGCUUCCUCUGGCCUCCUGUCCCCUCUGCCUUCACUGUCCCUUGGCUCAACUACAAUUACUGCACCUCCUGCCCAACUGUCCUCCACCCCUGUCCAAUCUGCCUCACCCUCUGGCUCCAGCCUGUUGAGACCUUCCUCCAAGCUCAAAGCCCUCCUGCCCAGCUCGUCAGCCCAACCUGCCCCUCCACAGCCUUGUGGGCCGGAGCACCUCACCAGGGGAAAGCUGAUGUCCUCACCCCACAGUCCCUCGGCUGCACUGGGGCUGGCCUGUCUGCAGGACACGGAGCACAAGCCUCUCUCAGUAGCAGACCAGCAGGGUCUGGGUGUGGAGCUCAGCCCCCACCCUCUUUUGGCCUUCCCCCUGCUCUCCUCUGCUCAAGUCCACUUCUAA
Messenger RNA from Molossus molossus (Pallas's mastiff bat), 906 nucleotides. It is a transcript of the gene BATF2, whose product is annotated as basic leucine zipper ATF-like transcription factor 2. Gene Ontology annotation, molecular function: DNA-binding transcription factor activity, RNA polymerase II-specific; RNA polymerase II cis-regulatory region sequence-specific DNA binding. Lineage: Eukaryota; Metazoa; Chordata; Mammalia; Chiroptera; Molossidae. The record is from RefSeq and is a predicted model, not a curated record. Bases 85 to 906 code for a protein of 273 amino acids. The transcript has 3 exons. Gene Ontology annotation, biological process: regulation of transcription by RNA polymerase II. Gene Ontology annotation, cellular component: nucleus.